AUGGGCCCUGCAGCCACGCCUAGAAUACGUCGAACGGCGCAGAAUACGCAGUUUACGUACAAUCUAUCACGGCGGGUAAACGAUGUCCAGACAUACCCGGUUCAAUCUCCCCAGGGAGCUACCAUAUUAAUCUAUGGGCACGAUAAUGGCGUAACUUUGGUCUGGCGAGGCGGUCGACGGUUUAAAGCUUCCAACGAAGCUCCAAAACAGCCAGCAAACCACAAAGAGCAGAGGAAUGGAGCUUCUGAAGAUUCUGUCAUGAUUAUUGAUUCCGAUGAUGACGAGCCGCCGGCGAAAUCACAAGCUACCCAGGGCUAUGUCGACAAGCCUGAAUUCGAAGACACCGUCGAGAGGAAUCCUUACCCCGAAACUAUUCAGACAUUGGACUUAGCUUUUGGGACGGCUGUGUUGAAAGUUGCGGUAAUGCCGCUAGUACCGUGUUCUUCAGCUGAAACGGCAUCUAACGGCGAGCCAAUCUUGGCCAAAAAGAUGGUAUUUGCGGUUUCCUGCGCCACAAACGAUGCCUAUCUUGUCACCUUGCCCUUGACGCCACCUUCUCCCCAAAGCAAGGCGCGACCAGAGCUCAGAGCAGAUCUCUUGGCUGGGCAAGCUGGAUCUGGAUCCUGGGGUGAGUCGCUGACUCUUCUUAGCGGCCAGACAAAACACAGCGACGGCUUAGCCAUCACUCUGAUUGCCCCAAGGUCUAUUGAAUCAUCAAGCAAGACGCCAAGGGCAGUGGUAGCUGCCUUCUCAAGGCAGGCAUCUGGCGUUCUACAUCUGUGGGAUAUCGCACUUGAAGACAAGAUGCCUUCCAAUCGGCCAGUUGAGCCUUUUCAAAGCGAGUUUCUCCCUACUCCCCUUACGAGCAUCUCGUUCAACCCCACAAAUACUUCACAGCUCCUUGCGGUAUCGUCGCCUCACGCUGUAAGGAUAUACGACUUUGCGCAGCCAUCAUUACCUCCGGAUUUAGAUGCCCGAGGACCAUUCCCGGCUCAAGGCUCGUGGCUACUCUCAUUAUAUCAACCAUUUGCCAAAGCAUCUUCCUCACGCAAGCCGAUCUUGGAUGCCGCAUGGAUAGCUCAUGGCCGGGCAGUCUUCGCUUUAUUAGCAGAUGGCAUGUGGGGCAUCUGGGACAUUGAAGGCGCGAAGCCGCUGCAAUCGGGAGCCGCUAUAUCGAGUAAAUUGAAAUCGGGCGUUCAGGGGGCUGCCUUGACUGCCUUUAGUGUCUCCGGAUAUGUUGAGGGAACGGGCGCACUACGCACCAUUGCGACACAGCAGAAAGAUAAGCAUGCUGGUGACUUUGCACCUAUGACGCCUCAUACUCGUAAACAGGCUGCCACAUCUUUGACUGCCGCCACCAGCCUUGAUCGCCUAUUCGCAGUUCGCGGAGGUGUGAAAGUGAUUGGACUUCCUUCAACUCCUGGCAAAGCACUCCAAGACGAAAGCCUGGCUUUAUGGAUAGGGGGCCUGGAACAUGUCUGCGUCAUCCCAGGUGUGUUGAGAUUCUGGGAUUCACAACUACGAAGAGGAUCCGGUGGUGGCGUCAAUCUAUUUAGUGGUGCUCAGCCUACUAGAAUGGUCAAGCUGGUUGAUCUUGCCACUGGUCUUCUAGGAGAAAGAUGCUGUGGAGUUGGUCUGAUUCCAGAUAUUUCCAAGAAUGACGAUGAUAUUCCUGACGAUGGCGGUCUCCCGGUUGACGUACUCAUCCGAGGAGAAUCAAGAAUAGUCAUCGUACGAGAGGGAGAAGACGGCCCAGGAAGAAAGAUUGGCGACGUCGUUGCUAGCCGCAGAAAACGCCUAUUCUCAAGAAAUGAGAAAUCGGAAGCUAUCAUAGUUCACGGCAAGCAGGACAGAUCAGCAAGCUUGUCGUUCAACUUGAGUACUGUUAAACCCGGAACUCUAAGACAGAAGCAGGUUGCCAGAGGUGAGAAUGAAGGAAACGGAAAUGGAAGCGGAGCGAAUGAUAAAUCAGAUGACGUGCCGACCCCGGUUGCUCGAUCGCGUGCCGGCUUUGGAUUUGCUGAUACCUUAAGCGCAGCGGCAGACGUCACAGCAGAUUUCACUACUCGGAACGUGGAGGCAGAAAUGCUUGACAUCAUGGAGAUCGACCAAGCAUUAAAUAACAUGGAGGAUUAUAGAGGCAGUGGGAGGAAGAAGGUGUUCUUUGAGGAAGACUGA
This is a messenger RNA of Trichoderma asperellum CBS 433.97, 2178 nucleotides long. RefSeq lists its product as uncharacterized. NCBI's taxonomy places the organism in Eukaryota, Fungi, Ascomycota, Sordariomycetes, Hypocreales, Hypocreaceae. The record is from RefSeq and is a predicted model, not a curated record. Gene Ontology annotation, molecular function: protein binding.